Aspergillus aculeatus ATCC 16872 is the source of this 1725-nucleotide messenger RNA. RefSeq names its product thiamine pyrophosphate-binding protein. Gene Ontology annotation, molecular function: magnesium ion binding; acetolactate synthase activity; thiamine pyrophosphate binding. The record is from RefSeq and is a predicted model, not a curated record. Gene Ontology annotation, biological process: L-valine biosynthetic process. The transcript has 3 exons. Gene Ontology annotation, cellular component: mitochondrion; acetolactate synthase complex. Bases 1 to 1725 code for a protein of 574 amino acids. Lineage: Eukaryota; Fungi; Ascomycota; Eurotiomycetes; Eurotiales; Aspergillaceae.
AUGGGUUCCAGCAUAAAGCCCAUCACCGGGGCCGAAAUCUUCCAUGAGAUGCUGCAUCGGCUCGCGGUGAAAGCCGUCUUUGGGUACAAUGGCGCGGCGGUCGUCGCGAUCUUCGACGCGAUCUACCAGUCCCCGUACUUCACCUUUGUGCUGCCUCGUCACGAACAAGGGGCCGGCCACAUGGCGCAGGGCUACGCCCGUGCCGCCCAAAGGCCCGGCGUGGUCCUAGUCACCUCCGGUCCCGGCACCUCCAACAUGGUUACCCCGGUCCUCGACGCCGCCAUGGACAGUACUCCUCUGGUGGUCUUCUGCGGGCAGGUCUCGCAGCAGGAUCUCGGCACGAACGCAUUCCAGGAGAUCCCGACUGAACAAAUCAUGCGGCCGUGCGCAAAGGCCGGCUUCACCGUCACCUCCGUCGAGGCUCUGCCUUUCAUCAUGGUGGAGGCGUUUCGCACCGCGGGGCGGGGUCGACCGGGUCCGGUGGUGGUUGUCCUCCCGAGGGAUAUCUCUACUGCGUCUCUGGACCGAAGUGAGAUGCACAGGGCCAUGAUGAGUCUUCCCCUUCCCCUUCCUGGCGAGCCGAGCGUGUGGGGAGAGGCCCCGGGGACUCUGAGGAUGACGGAUGAGCAGGUAGCAACGAUUGCAGAGAUGAUCAGCCAGUCCGAGCGACCGGUGAUCCUCGCCGGCCAGGGGGUAGUGUUGUCCCCGCGUGGAGCGGAGAUGGUCAACGAACUGGCCCAGACGGCCACGAUCCCAGUGACAACCACACUCCCCGCGCUAGGGUGCUUUAACGAGGAAGAUCCAAAAUCUCUGGGGAUGGUCGGCCAAUACGGGUCGGCAGCCGCGAAUCUAGCAAUCCAGGAAGCAGAUCUUCUGCUUGUCCUCGGCGCGCGACUCGACGAUCGGGUAGUCAGGACUCCCAAGGCGUUUGCCCUGAAGGCCAGGAAUUCGUUGCUGGCGGAAAGAGUAGGCGUGGUCCAGAUUAACAUUCACGAACCGCACUUGAACCACGUCAUCCCCGCCGGGGAGGCUGUGGCCUGCGACGUCGGUGAUGCGAUCUCUCGGGUGUUGCCACAGGUCUACCGUCGCUCGUCUAGACCAGGUUGGAUGGGGCAGCAAUCCACAUGGAAGGGGCUCUAUCCAUUCAAGUACGAACAGGAGGAUGGAGGAGAACAAAUCAUGCCGCAAGCAGUCCUCGAAGAGCUGGACCGCCAGCUCCAAGGCCAGUCGAGGCCGGUGAUUAUCACCACCGGGGUCGGCCGGCACCAGAUGUGGGCGACGCAAUUCCUACGGUGGACUAGGCAGCGGAAGAUCAUUACCUCAGGCUCCCUGGGCACAAUGGGGUUUGGUCUUCCAGCAGCUAUUGGCGCCAAGGUCGCUCGUCCGGAUGCCCUAGUCAUCGAUCUCGAUGGCGAUGCCUCUUUCUGUAUGACGAUGGAGGAACUGCUUUCCGCUUCGCAGGCGGGCGUCGACGUCAAAGUGGUCAUCUUCAAUAAUCAGGAGCAAGGCAUGGUCACGGAGUGGCAAUCAACCAACUGUGACAAACGGUAUUCUCAUUCCCAUCAGUCUAACCCCCGCUUUGAUGCUUUGGCGGAGGCAAUGGGCGUUCAAGCGAGAAUUUGUUCAUCAAUUAUUGGUGGAAAUGCCGAGUUGUAUAGAGAGCUGUUACAGAGUUCAUUCCGAAGGUUCGAUAGCCCGCCAGUGGACGAGAGCUAUGGGAUGUAG